AUGGCGACAAAAAUUUACAUCGUGUAUUACUCCACAUAUGGGCAUGUUGAGAAGUUAGCAGAAGAAAUUAAGAAAGGUGCCUCAUCUGUUGAAGGAGUGGAAGCUAAACUAUGGCAGGUACCGGAGACUCUCCCAGAGGAGGUCCUCGGCAAAAUGGGAGCACCUCCAAAGAGUGAUGUGCCGAUCAUCACCCCGAAUGAGCUCACUGAGGCUGAUGGGUUUAUAUUUGGCUUUCCAACUAGGUUCGGGAUGAUGGCAGCACAAUUCAAGGCAUUUCUUGAUGCUACUGGUGGGCUUUGGAGAAGCCAGCAGCUUGCAGGCAAGCCUGCAGGGCUUUUCUACAGUACUGGAUCUCAAGGUGGUGGACAAGAGACCACUCCUUUGACAGCGAUAACUCAACUGGUUCACCACGGAAUGAUCUUUGUGCCCGUUGGCUACACUUUUGGUGCUGGCAUGUUCGAGAUGGGGAGUGUGAAAGGCGGAAGCCCUUAUGGUGCUGGUACCUAUGCUGGUGAUGGAACCAGGGUCCCAACUGAGCCUGAGCUCGGGCUCGCUUUCCAUCAGGGCCAGUACUUCGCUGGUGUUGCCAAAAAGCUCAAGUCAUCCUCUUGAAUCAUUCUAUACAAGAAUCUGGGGUUGCAAUAUUCCUUAUGUAAUCUGUGUAUUUGUGAGAGAUGUCAUACAUUGUUCAAUUUGUAUCUUCAUCUCUUGUGUUUUAUCAGUAAAUUGCACUAGAUUAUAAAACUUUAGUGAUGAUUGUGGACGGUAUUACUCAUUCGAAUAUUUAAAUAAACCUUUGUUGAUGAAAUCAGAGGCAUGUAUAUUAGUGCCCC
Molecule: messenger RNA, 833 nt
Organism: Asparagus officinalis (garden asparagus)
Lineage: Eukaryota; Viridiplantae; Streptophyta; Magnoliopsida; Asparagales; Asparagaceae
Product: NAD(P)H dehydrogenase (quinone) FQR1-like
Exons: 4
Coding region: 1-612 (203 amino acids)
Molecular function (GO): NAD(P)H dehydrogenase (quinone) activity; FMN binding
Source: RefSeq, a predicted model, not a curated record